Messenger RNA from Aspergillus wentii DTO 134E9, 2731 nucleotides. RefSeq names its product putative C6 transcription factor. The transcript has 5 exons. Gene Ontology annotation, biological process: DNA-templated transcription; regulation of DNA-templated transcription. Gene Ontology annotation, molecular function: DNA binding; DNA-binding transcription factor activity, RNA polymerase II-specific; zinc ion binding. Bases 260 to 2731 code for a protein of 823 amino acids. The record is from RefSeq and is a predicted model, not a curated record. NCBI's taxonomy places the organism in Eukaryota, Fungi, Ascomycota, Eurotiomycetes, Eurotiales, Aspergillaceae.
CGAGAUCCAGCGCAAGCAAAACACCAUAAAAUUCGACUGUUUGUGACGUUGCUUCAGCGUGAUAAUUGAUGGAGAGAUGCAUAUGCUUCUAUCCUCGCUGUAAGGGCACCAGUUGUCGAGCCGCCUCCGCACCGCAUCCGACUUCCCGUCUCCAUGUUCUCCGAUCUCAUUAGUUAACUGCGAACCCUUAAGGUUAACCACCCCGAUUCCUAUAUAAGGGAAUCUACGAUACACGACAUUUUACCCACAGUAUAACCUCAUGACGUCUCCAUAUCAAUCGCCCAUGUCGUUUUCGCCGCCCGUAGCCGGCUCCGAUGGGACGGCGGCAUCCAGGUCCAUCUCCGAACUCCCGCAAUCCCAAGUCGACGCGAUCAUCCGCACCAAACGAAAAGCGCGGGAACCCAAGGCCUGCUAUCCGUGCCAUGCGCGAAAGGUCAAAUGCGAUCGGAACCUUCCAUGCGACGGGUGUGUGAAGCGCGACCAUGCCAACCUUUGUUCCUACGAGCGUCCCGCGAAAAAGCGCACCAUGGCUGCUGCUUCGACUUCGCAGUCGUUUCGCGAAAGCCCCGUUGACGGGGUUGCUGCCUCUGGCGGAGCGGAGAAUCUGGCAGCGACGGCACCUAAUGGUGAACAGCCGAUACGGAUGAAGCAGGAGCCGGGCAUGAGUCGAAAUAAUGGGCUUGGCCUUGGGUCUGGGCCUGGGCCUGGUGCUCGCGUGUCGAUUGCUCGAGAUGAAUGGGAUAAUGUCCGAAACAGACUGAAGGAAAUGGAGAAGACUAUUUCCACCUUGCGUGUUGGGUUGGAUAAAGCUGAAGAGGGAACUGGCUCUGCAGUGGAAACAGGCAGCGUGCAGAGCGGUGAUGCAAGUAGCCGGUCCAAGGGCGCAUCCCCUGAGCGCGAAGGUAUCCAUGCUGCCAAUACUCUGGGAGAAGGAACUGUUCAUCUGGGGUCACGAUCUGUGCUCGCAUAUAUAUUGAACAAUAAGUCUGGGUCCGACCAGCUACAGGCCUUGUUGGAGGGCGGCAUACUGCCAAAGUUGGGUCUUGAUAAUGAGUCUGCGACGUACCCAUUUGUCGAUUUGUGGUCGUCGGACAUGUCGACUUUUGACGUCAGUGCAGUCUGCAGCGCUCUUCCAAUAGACCAGCAGUGCAAGGAGUUCUUCGUUUACUACCGAGAUAUCGCAGGAGCGAUUUAUCCGGUUCUCGAGGACGUCAACCAAUUUGAAAUGAAUCUUGAUCUUUUGUUGCAGAGUCGAGCAUCUAUGGGAGGAAUGUACCGAGCAGACGCCGACUCAGCACAAAGACCAUUCGGCGUGACAAUAGCCUAUUUGGGCUUACUGUUUGCCGUGCUGGCUUCUGGUUGUCAAUCGUCUGAUUUGCCCAGCAAGGAAAGAGAAUUGACUUCUCAAGUCUAUGUGUGCUGCUCGUAUCAAUGCUUGCGGAUGACGAACUUCUUAUCUCAACCUACCAUCGAAGCCAUCCAGACACUCCUAGUUAUUGGAAACGUAUUGUCAUACAACAUGAAUCCAGGCAUAUCUUACGUUUUGCUUGGUAUGACGCUUCGAAUGGGUUUGGCACUUGGUUUGCAUGUCGAAUCAAGUCGAUUUUCGGCUACGGAACGAUACCGUAGACGCCAUGUCUGGUGGUCCAUGGCGUGGCAAGAUAGCCAUUUCUCUCUGUCUUAUGAUAGACCGUCGACAACGGCAGUCAGCCAACCCGAAAUUGCCUAUCUGGAAGGGUCGAAACCCGGCGAACUCACUUAUUUCGAGACCCUCUGCCGGGUCAUUGCCUUGGCUCUGGACGUUGUCCGUGGCCGGAUGCUCAGUCCCCACUCGCAAAUGAGCUCCAAGACCAUCCAAACAUACAAGGAUAGAAUCCAGCAGAUCAUGAUCGAAGCAAAGCCUUACUUGCGUGAUCGCAAAUACUGUGUCACAUCGACGGAGUACCUCGAGCUGGUCGUCUUGAAACUACACUCAUCCUACUUUUCGUCCGAGCUCUGCCGGCCAGCGCUCAAGUCUUCAGCCGAUCUCAACGAUCCCACGAUUGUCAGUAUGCGUGCUGACUGCGUUAGCAACCUGAUGACGACAGUAGAGGCAUACGUCGAAAUGCACAGCGUCAGCUCGCACGCAGCGCGUUCCUGGAUCGCUUUACAACGAGCAAUCAGCUCGAUAUUCCUCCUGGCCGUAGUUGAAGAAUCCAAAUCAGAGCCACGUUUCUGGACCCUACUCCAACAACUAAAAAUGAUCAUCGCCGAGCGUGCCAACAUAGAGUGCGCCUUUGAAAGCAGCGACACAUCCGCAGCCGCCAUGACAACCCCGGCCCCAGGCAUGUCCACCAUGCCAUCAGACCAAGCCGCCGCCUUCAACAUGAUCCCUUCCACGGGUACCAGCCCGGCCGCGAUGAACGCCACAUCCCCGGCAGUGGUAGCCGACACACAAACCCAAUGGGCCAAGCCCCUGACAAAGACCCUCCGUGCGCUAGAGAAACUCGAAUUUGCAUUCAGCAACCAGGGCGCCCGAUUCCCCAGCAGCACCGCGGCGUCACCAUACAUGAACACAGCCGUCAGCUCGACAACAAUGAACAACCUAGCCCCCCCAGUGAGCUCCUCCAUGACUCCCAGUAUCAGUUCCUUGCCCCCUCCAACACCAGAAAGCUCGACAAGCGGUGAAUGGACUAUCCCGAAUAUUCUCGACCGGGCGGCAGAGUACAUUCACCCGCCUUUAUGGGGUUGA